AUGGGGGCGACCAAUAUCCAGGAUGCAAAGCUCCUGAUCGAGUCCUCACGGGUAGUCGACCGAACGAGCGGUCUCAAAGACCUCAUCCACAUCCUCAAGCACAAUCGCGGGAAGCCUAGUCUGGAGGCUCUUGGGAACAAAUCAUACCUGGCGCUAUGCGAGACGCUUUUCCAGUGCCUACACGAUGGGCGCACCGCCUUCUUCCACGGUAAGACCAAGGCGACGAAGGCUGGUUCUACUGCGGCCCUCCUUCCCCUCUCGGCAUCGGCCCUGCGUCACGUCAUUGCCUCGGGCGUGCGGACCAUCAAGAGCUCUACGGUCGAGAUGAUAAUAGACACGAUAAUUGAGGUGCUUCCCGCGACGACUGGUCUCGUUGAGCCGCUUCUGGAAGCCCUCCCAAAAACGCUGCGAUCCCUCUUAGAGUACCAGCCCCACGUUGAGCGCCUGUCAAAGGAGUGCUGGGAUGCUGCCGUCGAUUUCUGCAUCGAAACUCUGGCCGGCUUCUUCCAAGAGUCGCCCGCCGAAGGUGAGCCACAGAACAGCUGGAGCACUAAUGUUUCCAGCCGCGCCCGCACUCCCCUUGAAGCCGACUUCACGUCCUCUAGAGCCUCUCCACGCUUGCCAGUGACCAAGACCAAGUCAACCCCUCCAGAGCACGUUCGCGCAACAGAAGACUUUGUCCAUUGCCUGCAUCAUCUCGUCAAGGCUUCCAAUGCGCCAUUGCUAGACAAGGCUGACGCCGUUCUGGCUGUCUUACUAAAGUUCUUGCAACAGAGGACUACCCGUGGAAGUACGGGCGUGGCUGCCCUGGCCGCUGUCAACGCGGUCCUCGCACGCAUCACGUUGCAAUCUGUCGAGUUGACCAAGCGUACGGUGCAAACAUUGCUCCCGCUCCUCAAGCUUAUGUGGUCCGAGGCUAUCCUACGAGAUGAGAUUAUGAUCAGUCUGAUAUACACUGAGGCACACAUUGCGAGCCUUCUCACUGACCCAGAUGACGAAACCACUAGCUCUGACCUGGAAGGCCUCGUUGAGACCAUGUAUGGCGACUACCGACGCAGGCAAGAAACUACCGCGCACCAAUAUCUUGAAGAGGAUCAUCUCUGUUUUCGACACUUGGGGCCUGCUCGCAAUGAGACUCAUCCCCUGAACACAUGCGCAUUCUCCAUGGAGACUGAACAUCAGCGAUAUGAAGGGUUGUGGUCUACAGUAUCCACCAUUGCGCGGUUUUCAUUUAUGCUUGAUGAGCGAAGGAUGUCCAUCGCCCAUGACCGUAGCGACAGCGAAGAGAGCUUUAGCAAACGUGUUCGCAUUACUCAAUUAUUCCCUGAAUACCUUCGUCAUGUGUCUGAGCCCAGAUCGAAUGCCAAGCGAGCAGCUCUACAGGUCGUUUCGUUCAUGAUUCAGGAAGGACCAUUUGACGAAGAGGAACUUCAAUCGCUGUUGGAGAAGCUCACUUCGUGCAUCUCAGAUGAGAACCCAGUACAUUCAGUGUGGGCAAUGAUAGGUUUGGCAGGGUAG
Messenger RNA from Alternaria conjuncta, 1518 nucleotides. RefSeq lists its product as uncharacterized. Lineage: Eukaryota; Fungi; Ascomycota; Dothideomycetes; Pleosporales; Pleosporaceae. Gene Ontology annotation, molecular function: protein serine/threonine kinase activity. Bases 1 to 1518 code for a protein of 505 amino acids. The record is from RefSeq and is a predicted model, not a curated record. The transcript has 2 exons.